Betta splendens (Siamese fighting fish) is the source of this 1665-nucleotide messenger RNA. RefSeq names its product creatine kinase, muscle b (gene ckmb). The coding region runs from base 179 to 1396 and encodes 405 amino acids. The transcript is spliced from 8 exons. Gene Ontology annotation, molecular function: creatine kinase activity. NCBI's taxonomy places the organism in Eukaryota, Metazoa, Chordata, Actinopteri, Anabantiformes, Osphronemidae. The record is from RefSeq and is a predicted model, not a curated record. Gene Ontology annotation, biological process: phosphocreatine biosynthetic process.
CCAAUCAGACGGCAGCAGCCCGGGCCCAGCCAGCCAAUAGGGACUCAGGUCUGGGUAUAAAUGCUUAAGUCCAUCACCUGCCAAAGUUGGGCAACCCCUACAUUCGGUGGACAGGAUCUGAUCCCAGGAUCUGUUACGCUUUCCUUUCUCCUGAGCAGACAGAGAAAGAGCCGCAGCCAUGGCAAAGAACUGCCACAACGACUACAAGAUGAAGUUCUCUGUGGACGAGGAGUUUCCUGAUCUGUCCCUGCACAACAACCACAUGGCCAAGGUCCUGACCAAGGACAUCUACGCCAAGCUGAGGGGCAAAUCCACCCCCAGCGGCUUCACCGUGGACGACGUGAUCCAGACCGGCGUGGACAACCCUGGUCACCCCUUCAUCAUGACCGUGGGCUGCGUUGCUGGUGAUGAGGAGUCCUACGAGGUCUUCAAGGAGCUGCUGGACCCCGUCAUCUCUGACCGUCACGGUGGAUACAAACCCACAGACAAGCACAAGACCGACCUGAACUUCGAGAACCUGAAGGUGAGCGAGGACUCGCCUGCAGCUUAUUGGUUGACCAACGCAGUAGUAAUGUGUCCGUGGCUCCUCCUCCCUCAGGGCGGCGAUGACCUGGACCCCAACUACGUGCUGUCCAGCCGCGUCCGUACCGGGCGCAGCAUCAAGGGAUUCACCCUGCCCCCCCACAACAGCCGCGGGGAGCGCAGAGCCAUCGAGAAGCUGUCCAUCGAGGCUCUGUCCAGCCUGGACGGAGAGUUCAAGGGGAAGUACUACCCCCUGGAAGGCAUGACCGACGCCGAGCAGGAGCAGCUGAUCGCUGACCACUUCCUGUUUGACAAGCCCGUGUCCCCCCUGCUGACCUGCGCUGGAAUGGCCCGUGACUGGCCCGACGGCAGAGGCAUCUGGCACAACGACAACAAGACCUUCCUGGUGUGGGUGAACGAGGAGGACCACCUGCGCGUCAUCUCCAUGCAGAAGGGCGGCAACAUGAAGGAGGUGUUCAGACGCUUCUGCGUCGGUCUGCAGAAGAUCGAGGAGAUCUUCAAGAAGCACAACCACGGCUUCAUGUGGAACGAGCACCUGGGCUACAUCCUCACCUGCCCCUCCAACCUGGGCACCGGCCUGCGCGGCGGCGUGCACGUCAAGCUGCCCAAGCUCAGCACGCACGCCAAGUUCGAGGAGAUCCUGACGAGGCUGCGUCUGCAGAAGCGCGGCACAGGGGGCGUGGACACCGCCUCCGUGGGCGGCGUGUUCGACAUCUCCAACGCCGACCGUCUGGGCUCCUCCGAGGUCUACCAGGUCCAGCUGGUGGUGGACGGUGUGAAGCUGAUGGUGGAGAUGGAGAAGAAGCUGGAGAAGGGAGAGUCCAUCGACGACAUGAUCCCCGCCCAGAAGUAACAACUGACUGAGUGACUGUCCGUUUGCUUUUUUAUAAGUUAUAAUGAACACGUAGCCUGGUUGUAAAGUUCAGCUCUGGUUUUGGCCACUGGCUGCUUCCUGCUUCUUCUGCCGGGAAGACGCUCCACGUCGUUUCUUUCCCGUCUUCUCUGUAACAUCCUGGGAUCAAUCUGUGCAUAGUCUGUUUGAGGCUAUGUCUACACAAAACAGAGGAAAUGGUUGUAAAAUAUAAGUGGACAAUUAAAGUAUGCCCCAUGUAACAUUCACAA